AUGCAUCAAGAUUGCAUUCGCAUUCCACCAUUAUCAAUGAGUACCACUGUUGCACAACCUGUUAUCAAUUCACGAAUAUUUUCAAAGCAUCCAACUGCAGAAGAACCAGUUAGUUAUUGUGCACCAUGGGAUCUCAAAUCACAAGAAGAAAAAUUAAAAUUAUUAACAAAUAACCAACAACAAAAACAAUCAACACCUUCUUCUCCAGCCCACACAAAUUUAAUAACUCGAAAUUUGUCGAAUGAAUCAUCACCAUCAACAUUUCGUCAACAAAACAUUAUCGAAACGAAACAACAACUACAGCCAAUGAGUUUAUCGGCUAAUGCUUUAUUACAUCCUGAAACAUCAAAUUUAUCUUUAUCCAUCAAUAAUAGUAACAAUUUUUAUCGUACACGAUCUGCUCGUACAUCAAAAAACUCAUUUCACAUACAAACACAACCUCCGAUUCCUCCAUUGCCUCCAGGUGGCUUGAAAUCAACGUGUUACUAUGGACCUGGAACUGAAAUUGAUCCAUCAUUGAAAAAAAUUGCUUUUUGUUUAAAUGCGCAUGCGUUACGUUGUACAGAUACAAGCCGUUCAUUUAUGUUUUCGGGUUCGACGGAUAAACCACAACAACAUCAACCGUUAACAGUUAAAAUUGAAAACUGUCUCGUUAUCGAAAAUAAACAACAACAACAAUCGCCUCUUCAGUCUAAAAGUAAUACAUCCACAUUAUCAACAACCUCGUCUAUUUCACCAUUACCAAAUCGUUCAUCUUCAUCAAAUGAUUCAUUUCCAAAUAAAAUUCAAACAACAACAGUGAACGGGCCACUUUCAUUUGAAGAAGCACUAUCAAAAUUUAAACGUUUAAGUUCAACUCGUUCAACCAUUUCAUCCUCUUCGUCACUUAAACACGAUCAACAAUCACGAAUAAAUAAUAAUGAAAUAUCAUAUGAACGUCCAUGGGAUGCCAUGCAAACAUCCCUUAUUGGCAGUCUAUCAUCUCCAUCGACUACAGCAAUAACGAGUGGCUUGUUAGGAAAAAAUGUGUUACAUAUAGAAAAUAAUUUAAAAUUAAAACGAGGUACGUCGUCACCACCUCCACAAAUAGUACCAGUAGUUCGCACACCAUAUACUAUGGGAAAAUGUUGUAAUAUAAACAAUGUGCAUCAAGCAGACACAAUUGUUGAAACAAAUAAACUGAGUUUUCGUGGACGUUGUUCUUCUCCGUCAUUGAUUAUAAAAGCAACAGAAAAUAACGCAGUUGAUAAGGAAUUACCGAUUGAUCGUUAUUUUUGGUAUCAUUAUUCACUUCCACGUAGAAAAGCCGAAACAUUAUUAUAUAACCGUCCAUGUGGAAGUUUUCUUGUUCGACAAAGUGAAAGUGGAAAUAAAGAUGAUUAUUCGCUUUCCAUUCGAACUAUAAAUGGUUGUGUUCAUAUGCGAAUUUGUUCAAAUAAUGGUGUUUAUAUACUUGGUCAAUGUUCCCAUCCAUUUCCAACUGUACCGAGAAUGAUUGAAUAUUAUAGUCAAUGUGAAGUACCUAUAAAAGGUGUUCAACAUGUCAAAUUAGCCGAUCCUGUUUUUCGUUCGACAGAAAACGACCUUCUGUAA
Didymodactylos carnosus is the source of this 1593-nucleotide messenger RNA. Lineage: Eukaryota; Metazoa; Rotifera; Eurotatoria; Philodinida; Philodinidae. The record is from the annotation of a GenBank genome assembly.